AUGGAAGGGAAAAAAGCCAUUGUGAAGAGUACAGAUAUGCAUGAAGAAAUGCAACAGUAUGCAGUAGAUCUGGCGGCUCAAGUUAUGGAUAAAUAUGUUAUUGAAAAAGACUUCGCAACUUAUGUCAAGAAGGAAUUCGAUAAGAAAUAUGGUCCAACUUGGCAGUGUAUUGUUGGCAAGAAUUUUGGAAGUUAUGUUACACAUGAAACAAACUACUUUAUCUACUUCUACCUACAUAAUGUUGCUUUUCUACUGUUCAAGUCUGGAUAA
Messenger RNA from Trichobilharzia regenti, 270 nucleotides. The record is from the annotation of a GenBank genome assembly. Lineage: Eukaryota; Metazoa; Platyhelminthes; Trematoda; Strigeidida; Schistosomatidae.